AUGGACGCACAAGAGCUCGCGAGGUGGACGCGUUUUGCCACUAAAGGCGGCAUCGGCGCAUGCACCGCGGACGAGGACUGUGUCGCGCUCAACGUCGGCGAUCUCAUGUUCCUCAAGGGCGACACUAUCACCGUCCUCAUGCAGCUCCCCGAACAGGGCGUCUUCUUGGGCUACUGCGAAGGCGUCGUCGGCCGCUUCCAGUCCGCCCACGUCACCUUCCACGGCAAGCUCAAGAAACCCGUCAUCGCCAAACGCGGCUCC
Messenger RNA from Coniophora puteana RWD-64-598 SS2, 261 nucleotides. RefSeq lists its product as uncharacterized. The transcript is spliced from 3 exons. NCBI's taxonomy places the organism in Eukaryota, Fungi, Basidiomycota, Agaricomycetes, Boletales, Coniophoraceae. The record is from RefSeq and is a predicted model, not a curated record. Gene Ontology annotation, molecular function: protein binding. The annotation marks the transcript as partial.